Molecule: messenger RNA, 339 nt
Organism: Lactuca saligna
Lineage: Eukaryota; Viridiplantae; Streptophyta; Magnoliopsida; Asterales; Asteraceae
Source: the annotation of a GenBank genome assembly
AUGCAAUUUAUCUAUGUUUUACCGGGAUGGGAAGGCUCGGCUGCGGAUGGUAGAGUACUUCGAGAUGCCCUACUUAGGCCACAUGGAUUGAAGGUCCCAAGACCGGUAUGUGUGAUGGAAAAAACCAGAAACUAUCGCAACUGGACAAUAACUGAAGAUGUGAAGCUCAUGGAAGCAUUGGUAAAUAUGGUCAACAUGGGCGGAUUUAAAGCCGAUAAUGGUUUUAAAUCUGGAUAUUUACAACAUCUAGAAAGCGCAUUGAAGGAAAAAAUUCCUAGUUCUCGCAUAUUGGGUAAACCCCACAUUGAGUCAAGGAUCAAAACCAUGAAAAAGGAUUGA